AUCGCGUUGAAUUGAAAUGUUUUAAUAGCGAUAAUAAGUGUACCUAAUAUACACCAGACCAGAUUAAUCUUGUGAAAAAACCACUAGAAUGGAAUUUAAAAAUGCUGUAUUAUUGUUAUUUAUUUGUGUUCUCUGUUUUCAACUAUCGCAUGGUGCAAAAAUAUUGGGGAUAUUUCCCAUGCCAGCAAAGAGCCAUUAUACACUAGGAAAUUCCUUGAUGAGGGGACUUGCUGAAGCUGGACAUGACGUAACAAUGAUAAGUCCUCACAAUGAUAAAGUUCCUACAAGAAAUGGAAGCUACAGGAAUGUCGUGCUAACAGGGUUUGCUGAUUCAUACGAAGCUGCAAUGAAGAGAGCCAAUCCAUUUGAAAAAUCACAUUCAAACUCCUUUAGAUACUUAUUGCUAUUUCAAAAGCAAAUUACGAUACUAAUAGAGAAGACUUUUGAGAAUCCAAAUGUCAAAGAAUUAUUAAAUUCUGAUGAAACAUUUGAUAUUGUCAUUGUAGAACAAAUCACUAACGAAGCUUUUAAAUAUUUUGCCCAUCAUUUUAAAGCGCACCUAGUUAUGUUCUCAUCAAUAGCAGCUGAUAGUAAAAUAAACUACGUAGUUGCCAAUCCGACAAUGAUUUCGUAUACUCCACUGGUUGAUACAGAUUUCUCGAGAGAAAUGAGCUUGUAUCAAAGGAUUCACAACUUCUUACUGUAUAUAAAUGAAGCUAUUAUCUAUCGUUAUCAUUGGUUGCCCUUUCAGAACACUUUAUUACAGAAAUAUUUUCCUGGAUCGCCAUCUAUGCUCGAAUUAAAUUACAAUGUAUCACUUGUUCUCGUUAAUUCACAUGAAAGCAUUCAACCUGCUAUUCCUCUGGUUCCAAAUAUGAUUCCUAUUGGUGGAUUUCACAUCAAUAAACCGAAAUCUUUACCGCAAGAUCUUCAAAAAUAUUUGGAUGAAGCUACUGAAGGGGUGGUAUAUGCUAGUUUUGGUUCAUCUGUAAAAGCUAAAAGUUUACCAAAUGACAAAAAGGAAGCUUUACUGAAAACUUUUGGUAGUGUUAAGGAAAAGGUUUUGUGGAAAUGGGAAGGUGAUGAAAUUAAAAAUUUGCCGUCGAAUGUCAAAACAGCAAAAUGGUUUCCACAAAGAGAAAUAUUGGCUCAUCCAAAUGUUAAACUUUUCAUAACGCAAGGAGGCCUGCUGAGUUUAACUGAAACAAUUUAUAAUGGAGUACCGGUUUUGGUUAUUCCGAUUUUUGGUGAUCAAGCAAUGAACGCUCAAAUGGUCAUUUCAAAUGGCUAUGGUCUUAGUCUUCCAUUUCAUGAUCCAGAAUUUUCCGAUGAGAAACUUACCCCAAUUUUGAAAGAACUUUUGAGCAAUCCAAAGUAUAAAGACAAUGCACUGAAAAGAUCUCAAAUUUUCCAUGAUCGGGAAAUGGAUCCACUUCAAAAAGCCGUUUACUGGAUCGAAUAUGUCAUACGCCACAACGGCGCACCCCAGUUAAGGGUUUGGGGUGUCAAUCUACCCUGGUAUCAACUUUAUUCAUUAGAUGUGAUAGGAAUUUUAGUUACAAUUAUUGGUCUUAUAUUUAUAUUUAUUUACAUUAUUAUAAAAUAUUUAUUAUCUUUUAUUACUAAAAAGAAUAGUGAUAUAAAAUAUAAGCAAUCAAAAGGUACUAAAAAAAUUAAAAAAAAUUAA
This is a messenger RNA of Psylliodes chrysocephalus, 1687 nucleotides long. NCBI's taxonomy places the organism in Eukaryota, Metazoa, Arthropoda, Insecta, Coleoptera, Chrysomelidae. The record is from the annotation of a GenBank genome assembly.